Molecule: messenger RNA, 1805 nt
Organism: Electrophorus electricus (electric eel)
Lineage: Eukaryota; Metazoa; Chordata; Actinopteri; Gymnotiformes; Gymnotidae
Gene: ttc5
Product: tetratricopeptide repeat domain 5
Molecular function (GO): protein binding
Source: RefSeq, a predicted model, not a curated record
UAUAAAUAUUUCUGUCGGUUGACCCUAAUUCACAUUUAUCUAUAAAUAUCAACAGGUAAAUGAAUACGAAUGUUUUUAAACAAGAUAGUUUUAACAAAUGGAAAUUCUUAGUCGAAAAAUAUUUUUUUCGCAUUCUACGGUAACCUCCUAACCAGUAGGCGGAGAACCGAUUUGUGGUUUCUGUUUUUAUUGCCCAAAGAUGGCUGAAGUUGACAACGAUGUUGAGCAGAAAACAACAAACAAAGAUGAUUUGCAGGUUUUAAAGACGGAAUUGUACAGAUCAGUGGAUCUUUCUAAUGUCUCUCAGGAACUUGUGGAUGGACUUUAUCACUAUAGAGACCAUUAUUUUGAAACGCACACUGUGGAGGAUGCCAGCAAGAAACAGAACGAUGUUUUAGAAGAGAUGAAUAAGACGCUUAAGAGGCUGGAGGAGAAGGAAGAGUUCUACAAAAACAACGCCCAGUACCUACUCCUGCGGGGCCGGUGUCUGAACAUAGCUGCAAAGUUCAGUCAGGCAGCAGAAGACAGCCUCUCUCGAGCAGUAAAACUGGAGCCUGGCCUGGUGGAAGGGUGGAACACAUUAGGGGAGCAGUACUGGAAGAAAGGAGACCUAGUUGCUGCAAAGACCUGUUUUACAGGGGCCCUACAGCAGCGCAAGAACAAGGUGUCUUUGCGAAACCUCUCUAUGGUGCUGAGGCAGCUGCCCCCAGAAGAGAAAACUGAAGAGCAAAGUAAACCUGUCCUGAAGAGUGUGGACCUAGCCAGACAGGCUGUGCAGCUAGACGUCGCAGAUGGAAUGUCUUGGUACAUCUUAGGAAACGCAUACAUCUCUCUGUUCUUCACCAGUGGACAGAAUCCUCAGAUGUCUCAGCAAGCUCUUAGUGCCUAUUCACAAGCUGAGAAAAUUGAUAAAGUGUCUGCUUUGAAUGCUGAUCUGCACUUCAAUCGAGCCACACUGUUCCAGUAUGAGGAGAUGUUCAGUUCAGCUCUGGCUGGGUAUAGUCGAGCUGCUGCCCUUGACCCUGGGUGGGAUGAACCUCUGGAGAGAGAGAGGCAAUUGCUAGACUACCUGGAUCACAUCAUGAAUUUAAUAGAGAAUAAGGGGAAAGUGAAAGCACGGCGCUUGCGCAACAUGUUAUCCUCUCUCAGCGUGUCUGCUCUGGGACCAUGUGCCUCCCCCCAGUUCCACUCCCCUACAGGCCGCAUCGGAAGCCUGGAGCCAUGCUGUUUUAAUUCCCUCACACACGGCUGCAACAUUGGUGUUGCAGCCCUGGGAAAGGUGGUGUUUAGCCUGGCUACAGAGGGUCGCAUGGCCUUUACAUUUGGUAUGGUGGACAGUGAGGAAACAUGUUGUGUGGUCAUGGUCUAUAACAUAGCUGAUGGCUGGGGUGUUUUAAUAGGAGACACAGUAGUUAUUCCUGACCCGCACAUCAAACGGCACAGCAUAACACACAAUGAUAAGUCUUAUGAUUUCCGCAGUAUACGUGUGGACUCGCCUUUGCUGCUGAUUGUCAAUGGAAAGAGACAAGCGAUGCAAAGCCAAACGGCAGCUUCUGUCAGUUACAAACCUCAUACUGAAUAAGACUGGAAGCAGCGGGAAACUAUGAACAAGACUUUUUUUCCCAUUUGGGCUUGUAUAUAGUGUGUAAUGUCUUUAUUAGUCAAAACUGUGUAUAUAUUGUACUUUUUUUUUUUUUUUGUAAACUGUCACUGGUUUGGGAGGCUGUUUUUGGAAAAUAUUCUAGUGCUGCCUAUUUUACAUUAGAUGUCAACAAAAUAAAUCUCCGAAAGGUGCUCCUAAAGUA